CCGCGCCAUGCAGAUACGUCGCUGGGAGCAGAAGGACCGUUUAAAAGAUUUGCUCGUGCCCAUCGCGGCACUUGUUUCCCAUUCAUCCAUUUAUCCACACUCUACUGAACAAAAUUCGUCCCUGAGAUCCUCAUCAAUCCCUCUACAUCCAAACACCCACCACCAACAUGCCUCAGAGAAUCCCAGAAGCCGAGUCGCUCCUUGAGCUCCUCUCCCUCAAGGGCAAGGUCGUCGUCGUCACCGGCGCUUCCGGACCCAAGGGAAUGGGAAUCGAAGCCGCUCGCGGCUGCGCAGAGAUGGGAGCCGACCUCGCCAUCACCUACGCAUCAAGAAAAGAGGGCGCGGAGAAGAACGCCAAGGAGCUGCAGGAGAAGUACGGCGUCAAAGUCGGCGUAUACGAGUGCAAAGUCCAAGACUACGCCAACGUGGAGAAGCUCGUCUCCGACGUGAUCAAGGACUUUGGCAAGAUCGACGGCUUCAUCGCCAACGCCGGCGCCACUGCCAACAGCGGGAUCCUCGACGGUUCCGUCGAAGACUGGAACAAGGUCAUCAACGUCGACUUGAACGGAACCUUCAACUGCGCCAAAGCCGUCGGCCACCACUUCAAGGAGCGAGGCACCGGGUCCCUCGUCAUCACCUCUUCCAUGUCCGGCCACAUCGCCAACUUCCCACAAGAACAAACGUCCUACAACGUCUCCAAGGCCGGCUGCAUCCACAUGGCCAAAUCCCUCGCCAACGAAUGGCGUGACUUUGCUCGCGUCAACUCCAUCUCGCCAGGUUACAUCGACACCGGUCUCUCCGACUUCGUGCCAAAAGACAUUCAGCAGCUGUGGCACUCCAUGAUCCCCAUGGGUCGUGAUGGUCUUGCGAAGGAGCUCAAGGCUGCUUACGUUUACUUCGUCUCUGACGCUUCGACCUACACCACUGGUGCUGAUCUCCUCAUCGACGGCGGCUACACUUGCAGGUAAAUGCAGCAAAGUAAAAAAAACGAUCUUAUGAGCUAUGAAACACAAACUUCGGACUUCCCCCAGUAGUGCGAGCUUGCUGCGGAGAGAGAGAAUACUUUCUGAUGUGAAAAUUCAUACCGAAAAAUGUAGCUUCGAAAAUGAAUGUCAACGAAUUCUAGUAUCUUAUCAAUUCG
Messenger RNA from Pseudocercospora fijiensis CIRAD86, 1141 nucleotides. RefSeq lists its product as uncharacterized. Gene Ontology annotation, molecular function: oxidoreductase activity, acting on NAD(P)H, oxygen as acceptor. The record is from RefSeq and is a predicted model, not a curated record. Bases 168 to 968 code for a protein of 266 amino acids. NCBI's taxonomy places the organism in Eukaryota, Fungi, Ascomycota, Dothideomycetes, Mycosphaerellales, Mycosphaerellaceae. Gene Ontology annotation, cellular component: intracellular anatomical structure. The transcript has a single exon.